AUGGAGCUGGAAGACGGAGUUGUGUACCAGGACGACCCGGGAACAUCAGCGAUGAUGUCUGAGCGGGUAUCGGGCCUGGCUAACUCUAUUUACCGCGAGUUCGAGAGGCUCAUCGGAAAAUAUGACGAGGACGUGGUCAAGGAGCUCAUGCCGCUGGUGGUGGCCGUCCUGGAAAACCUCGACUCUGUGUUCGCCGAGAACCAGGAGCACGAAGUGGAGCUGGAGCUGGAGCUGCUCAAGGAGGACAACGAGCAGCACGAGCGCGAGAAAGCGCUCAGGAAACACGCGGAGGAGAUGGAAAAUGGACACCUAGGACAAGAAUCAGUCUACCCUAACACCUACACCUCGCCCAUGGCCUAUGGGGUUGCAGCGCCCCCUCCUGGAGUGUACCCGCCCAUGUAUGCAGUACUUCCACCUGUUGGAUACCAAGGAGGUCCAUCUACCACAGCCUCAGUGCCUCACGUGGUGGUAACACCUUCCUUGCAAGAUAGCCCUGGACAAACCAUAUGCCCCCACUGUCGGCAGACAGUGGUCACCCACGUAGAGUAUAAGCCAGGCCUGAUGGCGUGGGUCAUCUGCGGAACCCUCGCCUUCUUUGGGUGUUUUCUCUGCUGCUGGAUACCAUUCGUCGUGGACGCCUGCAAAGAUGUGGUGCAUCAUUGUCCAAACUGCCACACGCAAAUCUGCAUUCGUAAGCGAAUAUAAAGUGCUCCAAACUGGGAACUUGAUGCCGAUCACCAUUCAUUCCCAGCAGUGGGUGUAUUUGCAAAAGUAAACGUUGCAAAUGCUAAGGUGAAUAUUCGGGCUGGGAAAUGUGUAUUUAGAAUACAAUUGUAAGUGCUAUGAUUCUGUCCAAGAAUAAACGUGUGCAGUUAUAAACAGCAAA
Molecule: messenger RNA, 886 nt
Organism: Syngnathus acus (greater pipefish)
Lineage: Eukaryota; Metazoa; Chordata; Actinopteri; Syngnathiformes; Syngnathidae
Product: lipopolysaccharide-induced tumor necrosis factor-alpha factor homolog
Exons: 6
Coding region: 1-705 (234 amino acids)
Biological process (GO): vesicle-mediated transport
Cellular component (GO): cytoplasm
Molecular function (GO): signaling receptor complex adaptor activity; kinesin binding; MAP kinase scaffold activity
Source: RefSeq, a predicted model, not a curated record